GUGAUAUGUCAAUAACCAGGAAACAAGAUGGUGCAGGACUUGGUCUCUCAAUUUGUAAGAGUUUAGUAGAAAUUAAUGGAGGAGAAAUUAAAGCAGAAAGCCAGUUGGGAAAAGGAAGUAAAUUUUGGUUCACAUGGAACAUUGAAUUAUUAUCAUCAACAACACCAACUAUUUCAUCGACGAUAACACCAACUAUCUCUUCGUUGAUAACACAAACUAUUUCAUCGUCGAUAACGCAAACUAUUUCAUCGUCGAUAACGCCAACUAUUUCAAAGCUUCCAAAUUCCUCAUUAUUAGAAGCACAAUAUGAUAAGCAAAUAAACUUUACAUUACCUAAUUUUAUAAGAAAAAAACGAAUACUAAUAAUUCACCCAGUAAAAAACUUAAGAAACGCAAUGCUAACAUAUUUUAAAACUGUUGAAAAAGUUGAUGCAUUCGAUACAUUUAACGAAGGUAUUAAAGCUGCCCAAACAUAUAAAGAAUUUUAUAAUCAAUCUGCUUAUGACGUAGCAUUCAUCGGCCUUUAUGAAGAUAAUGAAAAUGAGGUCAUGAAAGCAUCAUUAGAGUUAAAAGCAUUGGAUAUGAAUAGUAAUAGACUAGUUAUAUUUUUUAUAGUAUUUCCAAAUAAUGAAGGAAAUGGGUUUGAAAGAAAAAUAAUUCGAAUGUUUGGAGAAACCACUUCUGUUCUUUACACUCCAAUUACAUGGAAAAAGUUGAUUAAUCAAAUUACUCGUUUAGAAAAAAAUAUCGUAUAA
Molecule: messenger RNA, 755 nt
Organism: Racocetra persica
Lineage: Eukaryota; Fungi; Glomeromycota; Glomeromycetes; Diversisporales; Gigasporaceae
Source: the annotation of a GenBank genome assembly